ACCUCCUCGUCUUUGUCUUUUUUCAGCUGACAAACAGGCUUUGCUCUCCAAAAAUUGAUUGUACUGAGAGCUGAAAGCACACACACACUCACACACACGUGAGGGGGACACUCUGGGAGCAGUCAAGAGGAUUUUCACACAGUUGUCUAAAUGUUCACCUGAUGGAGUCGUCAGAGUUCUCUCUGCUCUCGUCCUUGAGGGGCGAGCCGAGAACAGAUGAUUACAUCAAGCCCCAUUAUAAGGAGUCGUACCGCCUGGCCAUUGAUUGUCUGGUGAAAAAUGGCAGAGACAGCUACCAGGAGUUUCUCAAGGGCGAACGAAUCGGGAGCUUUCUUUCAGAGGAGGAACUUCUCUUUAUCGCUGCAAAUGUCGAACAGCUUCCACCUCAAAAUCACAUCGAGGAAACGAAUGGUCCACCAGACAAUGAAUCUUCCUCGGGGACGUACUGGCCCGUCCACUCAGAUGUUGUCACGCCAGAUUUGGAUUUAGGAUGGCCAGACGUCAUGCACGAACUGCUCCAGACGAAUAUAGACCUGCUCUUUCAUCCGCCGAGACCAAACAACCCAACCAUCAAAGAAGUGGUCCGGAAAAAAAUUCAGGAAGCAAGACAGGUCAUUGCAAUCGUUAUGGACAAGUUCACCGAUGUAGAUAUAUUCAAGGAAACUGUAGAAGCUUCUAUACGAGGAGUUCCUGUGUACAUUCUUUUGGAUGAUUAUCAUUUGAAAAGUUUCCUCACAAUGGCCGAAAAUCAAGACGUCAAACUCCAGCAACUCAGAAACAUGAGGGUGCGCACCGUGAAGGGUCAGGAUUACCUCUGUCGAUCAGGGGCUAAAUUUCAUGGGGCAAUGGAGCAAAAGUUUAUUCUGGUUGACUGCCACACAGCAAUCUAUGGCUCCUACAGCUUCGCUUGGUCAUUUGAGAAGAUCAAUCUGAGUAUGGUUCAAGUCAUCUCAGGCCAUCUGGUGAAGUCGUACGAUGAGGAGUUUCGAACACUCUACGCCAGGUCGGCUGUGCCAGCUGAACUAUGUCCAGCCGACGUGUUCCAGACUCAAAAGUCUCAUUCCGCCCAAAAAAUAGAUCGUAGGGAUCAGCUGAGGCACACACUGGACACCGUCUACCGGAGAACUUGUGAGAGGAGACUGAGCGCAAGAGACAUCAACGAGAGGCUCCUGGAGGAAGACAGCAGCACCCUGGGAGUCUUCGACAAUGGCAUCGCUGUUGAGAAUCAAAUGCCACACUAUCAAACCGCCGAGGGAUUGAACUUCCUGAAAAGACACAGCUAUGCUGGGGAGAGACAAGACGGGUGCAUCCCACAGAACAUCAGGCCAAGAGCGAGCAACUGGAAUCUCCACAGAGAAACAGCAAAUGGACCAAACAACUACUCUACGGAUAACUAUUUGCAAGUGCCGCAGCUUUACCGAGGUCAAAACAUGCGUCAGUCCUACAACGGCAACGACAAGCAGAUUCUGUCCAUGCAACAAAACAUGCCGACAUUGGAGAAAACUUCCAAGUCCUUCAUGCGCUCAAUGAGGAUUGAAUCUUACCUAAACAAUCCUGACACCCCUUUUGCAGAGUCCUGCGAGUAUUUGGAACAGUUUGAACCCCAGGACAAGGCGAACUCGUUCAUGCAAGGGAGAAUGAGGACCUCUCUUGUUUUCAGGUCCACUAUACCAGAGCAGAUGGAGCCAAACAGACACAACAACACCUCUGCUGGUAUCGGCCACUCGGUGCCAUUGAAUAACCCGGUGCACUACUCCUCAAUGCAGUGGAAUCCAUCAAAGUCAGCUGAUAACAGAAUGAAUAAUGACGACUACAUGUUAGGGAGGCAGAGCUUGCAGAACCUGGAUGACUUUCACAGUAAUACACACUAUGCUCCUGGGAGAAACUCCUAUCAGUCGACUUAUGCCAGCCUAGGCAGACCUAAAGGUGGACACAUGAUUACAAACCCUGACAUGCUGUCAGACAGCUGGCAGAAAAGGCACAGUGUGGCAGACCCAAAAUCAAAAACCGAGUACCCAUAUGACUCCCCAGGCCACAUGUAUGGCGCCUAUACGAGGACACAAGGUAACAGGAGCACUGCAGCGAUAAAUGCACAGAACGGAAGCUACACGCCAAAUCUGGGCGAAGAUCACAGGUCCGUCUCCCAUUAUGACGUCAACAGCAUCGCAAGCUCAAAGAGCUCCGGCAGCCACAUUUGGCAGGAACCGCCUUGCAGGACCGUGUCCGCGGCAGCACUGGAUGUUAACAGAAAGGAUUUGAGCAAUAAAUCUGGCAACAUGGACUCUCAUCAGUUUUUGAGCAAGAGUUCCAAGAAAAUAAAAUCUCUAUUACACUUACCGAGCAAAAAAGAGAACUCAAUCAGAGGCAUGGAAACAUUAAGUCUCAAGUCGGGCGACAGUACGGACACCAUCACCGCCGAAGAUGAAGCGAAGACAUCCUGCGUGGGCAGAAAGCCUCACCUGAGCACCGCCCAUCCAGCCAGGCACCCUCCAGUGAGCCACCAGAGCAGUUCGGAGGACGAGCAGUUCAAAUCUUCAAAACCGCGAUUCAGAAUGGAGGAACCACAGAAUCCACUGCAUGGCUCGCUUUCCACAGCUUCAACACAGAAGAAAAGUUUGAGGCCCGGACUUGAAAUAGGCAGCUGGAGCAAAGAGCGGGGAGCCGAGACCCGCCUCUACAGCAGAUUUGAGCCUUUCUGCUCACUGGACAAGAAAAACUCAAGCACUGCGCACACCUUUGGAAGCACACGCUCCCACGAGAAAACUACAGGCCUUUUUAAAGGCGAGGCAGCUUUUGAGCACAGUUUCACCCGAGGAGUACGAGGGCACCACGAAAAUAAGUUGGAGAAAUUCUUUCACAGAGUGGGAAAUCUCAUAAACAAGAACAAGUAGAGACAAGUACUUUUACAAAGCUCACAGGGAGCUGAUCACAGAGGCACGUCCGACUGUCGAGGAUUGUCUUUGUUCAGGUAUUUUUUGGAGAAUGUAUAUAUAGUAAACAGUGUUUACAGUUCAUCCUCAGCCAAUUUGAUUGUGUUCAGAUGUAUGGGUGUGUGCUGCUGAAACGAUUUCAGUUAAAGGAGGCCUGCCGCUGGGACCACAGUCAUGAUUUCAAACAAUGUCACCAUCCAACGCUCAAGAAGCAUCAUCUGACAGUCUUUCACAGUUUGUCUGUGCAAUUGCAGCUGUGUACAUAUACCGAUGUGCUCUUACUGCCGUUGGAACAUCAUUCUGCAUAAUGCUGACAGGAGGGCAGGACGAUGGCAUCAGAAACAAUCUCAGCAUGCAAAACAACAACUACCUACAUUGUCAAAUUAAAGUAAUUUACCUGCCAGAUGAGUUUUGUGAAUACACUGGGUGUUGCAAUACGUGUUCCUUUAUUUGUUGUGGUUUUGUGCUUUUUUUUUUAACAUAUAAUUUGGAUCGAGUCUCAGGAUAAAAGACUCACUUUUGAUCAAGUCCCUCAUCAAUAGGAUCUAAUCCAUGUUUUGUUUUUUGUUUUUUACUUUUUAUGGUAAAAAUGUUCUGAAGCUAAAAAUUGAAAGGAUUUGCACUGAAGGUGAAUUGAAAAAUGAAAACUCUGUACAUGUGCCCUUCCACUUCUACUCAGGGAUGAUUUCCUCUGACAGAGUUCUUCCCACAGCAACCCUGUUUCCAGACAGUCCGGUCAAAUAUCAAUAAAACG
Salarias fasciatus (jewelled blenny) is the source of this 3684-nucleotide messenger RNA. RefSeq names its product family with sequence similarity 83 member B (gene sack1b). NCBI's taxonomy places the organism in Eukaryota, Metazoa, Chordata, Actinopteri, Blenniiformes, Blenniidae. The transcript has 5 exons. Bases 162 to 2891 code for a protein of 909 amino acids. Gene Ontology annotation, cellular component: cytoplasm; membrane. Gene Ontology annotation, molecular function: protein kinase binding. Gene Ontology annotation, biological process: signal transduction. The record is from RefSeq and is a predicted model, not a curated record.